CUGCCUGAUUCGCUCGCCUCUUAGCUAGUUCCUUCAUAAUAGCUUUUCAAUUCGUUUCUUCCCAAUUUCCUUCACUCGUUUCAAUUCCUCAAAUAGAUAUCAAAGAUAACACAUUGUAUGAUUAUAGUUUCGCCACUCAAUCUUUCUUUCAUCUAGUUCACAGCUUCAUUAGCCUGGCUAUCUUCAAACUUCCUUCUCCUUAGCUCAACAUUUAUAAAAAUCUCCCAAGUAUGUAACUUCUGAUUUUUUUUCUUUAUUUUUUUAAAAAAAGAGAGGAUCGUGAUUCGUUCUGGCUCGUAUUCAAAUGAUUGUAUAGCGACACCUUUAUAAAAAUCGACAAAUUAUGUAAGGUACUUGCCACUGAACCUACAUCCUACUCAAAGAAAAAGACAAAAAGAAAAAAAAAAAAAAAAAACUGUAUUUAUAUCAUAUUAUAUAAGCCGAAGGAAAGAGGGCCGAGCCGAGGGAUCGAUAUUUGAAAUGGAAGGUGGGUAUGGGCAAACGCCGCCCGUAUCAGCACCGGCGACGCCUGGAACGCCCGGAGGUCCGCUGUUUACGUCCCUGCGAAUCGACUCUCUGUCGUAUAGUGACCGCAAGUCAAUGCCCCGUUGCAAGUGUCUGCCUGUUGAUGCUCCAUCACUCGGUGCACCUCACUCCUGUUUCACCGAUUUCCCUGCUCCCGACAUCUCUCUCACCCGAAAGUUGGGAGCAGAAUUCGUGGGAACGUUUAUCUUAAUAUUCGCAGCAACAGCAGGACCAAUAGUGAACGAGAAAUACUCAGGAUCGGAGUCAUUGAUCGGAAAUGCAGCAUGUGCAGGGCUAGCCGUGAUGAUAAUAAUACUUUCCACCGGUCAUAUCUCCGGAGCCCAUUUAAACCCAUCUCUGACCAUCGCAUUUGCAGCACUACGCCAUUUUCCAUGGGCACAGGUCCCUGCUUACAUCUUAGCACAAGUAUCAGCCUCCAUAUGUGCUUCUUUUGCUCUCAAAGGCAUCUUCCAUCCCUAUAUGUCCGGUGGUGUCACCGUCCCUUCUGUCAGCACCGGCCAAGCUUUUGCCCUUGAAUUCCUCAUAACCUUCAAUCUCCUCUUUGUCGUCACUGCUGUUGCUACUGAUACUCGUGCUGUGGGAGAAUUGGCGGGUAUUGCAGUUGGAGCUACUGUUAUGCUCAACAUUCUUGUUGCUGGGCCUUCGAGUGGUGCUUCAAUGAACCCAGUGCGUACGUUAGGUCCAGCAGUUGCCGCAGGGAACUACACAGUGAUAUGGGUAUACCUAUUGGCACCGACCCUUGGAGCCCUUGCCGGAGCUGCAGUCUACACAUUGGUUAAACUUCGAGGUGUCGAGGGAGAGCAGCCACGUGAGGUCCGAAGCUUUCGUCGCUAGAUGCUGUCUGCUCGGGUAUUGGCACGAAGGGUAUAUACAUAUACAAGUACUAAUAAACAGGGGUGUAAUUGCAUGUCCCUUGUAACCCGUGUCCAAUUGCCUUGAAACUUGAAAGGGUACCUUACUCUUACUCUUGGGGGAUGUGAGUGUGUGGUGCCAAAUAUUACGUAUAUCUUAUAUGGUUUGCUAGCUUGCUUAGACGAGUAAUCAUGUAUGUAUUUUCAAAGUUGUGAUAUGUGAGAUCUUUGUUUAAUUAAUGACUGUUGAAGUAUAUGUUUGAUA
Messenger RNA from Lactuca sativa (garden lettuce), 1662 nucleotides. RefSeq names its product putative aquaporin NIP5-1. The record is from RefSeq and is a predicted model, not a curated record. Gene Ontology annotation, cellular component: membrane. Lineage: Eukaryota; Viridiplantae; Streptophyta; Magnoliopsida; Asterales; Asteraceae. Gene Ontology annotation, molecular function: channel activity. Gene Ontology annotation, biological process: transmembrane transport.